CUCAAAACCCGCACUCACAAUUCCUGACUCAAAAUCUGCACUCAUAAUUCCUGACUCAAAACCCGCACUCACAAUUCCUGACUCAAAAUCUGCACUCAUAAUUCCUGACUCAAAACCCGCACUCACAAUUCCUGACUCAAAAUCUGUACUCAUUACUCCUGACUCAAAAUCCUCACUCGAAUCUAAUCUCUACGAAAAUCUUCUACAUGUCAAAGGCUAUACUAGUUAUGUGAUUUAUAAUCGUGUGCCUAAAUGUGCAUCAGAAACCAUACGCUUCGUAUUUCGUGAACAAGCAAAUGCAAGAGAUUUUAGUAUAUUAAAUUCGAGAAUUUAUGCUCCAUUUGAUUAUAAUGACACUAUGCAACAGAAAAUUAUUUCAAAUAUUUUUAAACUGGCACAACCGGCACUCUACGAACGACACAUGUAUUUUAUCGAUUUUACAGCAUUUCAAAAGCCUCAACCAGUUUACAUCAAUGUUAUUCGUGAUCCAUUACAACGGGCAAUAUCUGAUUAUUAUUUUACUCGAGCUACAUACGAUUGUGUAAAAAAAUAUCCGGAACUAUGUCUCAAGGCAAUUCAAGGUGUAAGUAAUGUAGUGCCUUUUUUCUGUGGUCAACAUCCUGAUUGUCAACGUAUUGACGAUUGGUCAUUGAAAAGAGCUAAACAAAAUAUAAAUCAAUUUUAUACUGUUAUUGGAAUCACUGAAGAUUUAUAUAAGUUUUUUUAUGUCCUGGAAAAACUAUUACCAUUAUACUUCAAAAAUGUUUGUUUACUGUAUAUGAAAGAAGGUAGUGAACGUGCGGAAAAUCAGUUAUAUUCGAAAUAUAAGAAAAAGCCAUCAAAUGAUACUAUAGCCAUAUUACGAAGAUAUUUGACACAUGAAUAUGACCUUUAUGAUUAUGUUAAAUCAAGAUUUUAUACACAAUAUAGGCAAUUAGUUGACUUAGAUAAAUGGGGUUGA
Didymodactylos carnosus is the source of this 961-nucleotide messenger RNA. The record is from the annotation of a GenBank genome assembly. NCBI's taxonomy places the organism in Eukaryota, Metazoa, Rotifera, Eurotatoria, Philodinida, Philodinidae.